AUGGACGCAAGUGGUAAAGCGUUAUGCACGCAUGUUGUCGUCCUGUAUAAACCUGGUGCUAGUCUGGAUUUCAAAAAGAUAAAAGAGAAUGUCAAACCAGGAUCAUUUGAUGCCAAAGUGCAUUGCAGGCAUUUGUUAGGUGGUGCUCUCGGACAGCCCGGAAUCUCGGGAACAUUAUCUCUGAAACCAAAUCCCCCCAUCACUCCUCAAACAACAGCUCUCUCAGGACCAACUGUUGGGAAAACGCCAACAGUAGAACCUCCAAAGAACACCAGGAGACUACCGACCUCAGGAACACCACCAGGAACACCAGGAAGACUACCGACCUCAGGAACACCACCAGGAACACCAGGAAGACUACCGACUUUAGGAACACCACCAGGAACACCAGGAAGACUACCGACUUUAGGAACACCACCAGGAACACCAGGAAGACUACCGACCUCAGGAACACCACCAGGAACACCAGGAAGACUACCGACCUCAGGAACACCACCAGGAACACCAGGAAGACUACCGACCUCAGGAACACCACCAGGAACACCAGGAAGACUACCGACCUCAGGAACACCACCAGGAACACCAGGAAGACUACCGACCUCAGGAACACCACCAGGAACACCAGGAAGACUACCGACCUCAGGAACACACCAGGAACACCAGGAAGACUACCGACUCAGGAACACCACCAGGAACACCAGGAAGACUACCGACUCAGGAACACCACCAGGAACACCAGGAAGACUACCGACCUCAGGAACACCACCAGGAACACCAGGAGGACUACCGACCUCAGGAACACCACCAGGAACACCAGGAAGACUACCGACCUCAGGAACACCACCAGGAACACCAGGAAGACUACCGACUUUAGGAACACCACCAGGAACACCAGGAAGACUACCGACUUUAGGAACACCACCCAGGAAAACCUGGGAACACCACCAGGACACCGACAGAACACCACCCACCUUAGGAACACCACCGACACCAGCAACACCACCCACCUUAGGAACACCACCGACACCAGGAAUACCACCGUCUCCAGGAACACCACCCACCUUAGGAACACCACCCACCUUAGGAACACCACUAAAAUCAAAACUAGCUCUCGCUCCAACUGCAACGCAAACCGAUGAUGACUUUGAAAAGAAAGCUUUAUUACAGCAUAAUAUAUUUCGGAAACGACACGGCGCCAAACCUUUAGUACUAGAUCAAAAACUAUGCAAAGAAGCCAAGGCGUAUGCGAAGAAGUUAUCUGAACGUGGGGCUGACAAACAACCAACACACUCGUUGCCAGCAAGCAGGGCUAACCAAGGUGAAAGCUUGUUUGUUGGAUGUAACGCAAACAUUGACAGUGCAGACGUUACAAGAAUUUGGUACAAUGAAGUCUGCCACUUUGAUUUCACAACGUACAAAUCAACAGGAGUCGCCCCAACUGGACACUUCGCUCAAAUUGUGUGGAAAGGCAGCAAGAAAUUUUGUAUUGCGAGAGAGUUCAGAGGUGACAAUCACGGUCGAUGCGUCUACGUUGUAGCAAGAUACAGCCCUAGGAAGAUGCUUGGGUUAGAAGAGGACAACAUUGAUAAGGGAAGAUUUACCCCAGCCGUAUGUAGAAUUGAGAAGAAGAAUAGUAAAGGAGCCACUCUUACUCAAACAAUUCAACAAUUUAUAUUAGACGCCGUAAAGGCACACAACGAGUACCGCUUGAUUCAUGGUGUUUCACCAUUGGCAAAUGAUAUCACGUUGAACGUUGGAGCUCAAAAGCAUGCAGAAAAAUUAGCCAGAAAAUCCAUCAACGACGUGACGAUGUCGAAAAAGUUGGGAGAAAGUAUUUAUACAAGUUGCAAUAGUGUUAUUUCUGGACGAUCCGUUACUGAGGCAUGGUAUUGGGAUGUGUGUAACUAUGACUUUAUCAAGAGAAAAUCGAAAGAUGGCAUAGCAGACCAUUUUACUCAACUGGUAUGGAAAGGAAGUUCAAAGGUUGGUUUUGGUGUAGCGACUGGAGCGGAAAAGGGAAAAACGUGUGUCUUUGUCGUUGCAAGGUAUUUCUUGCCGGGAAAUGUUGCAGGGCAAAAUAAGUUCAAUGUUUUCAAAGGUACUUUUACUGAGAUGCAAUGUAAAGCAAAAGUAGGCACGCCAUCGCUAGCUGAUUCAACGAUGACGUCAACAUCAUAUACUUUAUCUGUGAAUGAUGAUGGUGCCCAAAUAUUUGGCACUUCCAAUGAUGGAACAUCUCAACUAGACGUUGGUAAACAACCAGCAGCUAUUAGUACCCCCCCAGUUUCGUCUGGUACACCAUCAAACACACUGACACCAGCUAUUCCCGGUACGGCUGGUGAAUCACCAUCGUUUACGGAUAAUCAACCACAACAACUUAUGAUGGGCAAAAAUACGAAUACAUUUGGUGACAAACCAUUCAACACUGGUCCAUCAAAACAAAUCUUUGCUCCAACUUCCAGUGGUAACCAAGCGCCGGCCCCUACAACCCUUGGUUAUCCAUCUAACACUGGUCCCUCUAAACAAAUUUUACGUCCAGUUAUUACAAACAAACCAUCACAAAGCAAUACCAACAUUCACCCAGGGUUAUCAUCUCCACCGCCAUCAACCAGUGCUGGUGCUGCGACUAACCUAUCACCAUUACCACCAACUAGUACCAAUGCUGCACCCAAACCCUCAUCAUUACCAACUAGUGCUACCACAGCAGCAAACCCUUCACCAUCAUCACCAACUAUUCAAAAUGGUGUCAACCUCAAUAAACAUCUGUAUCCUAACCUAAGCUAUAAAAUUGGUAGUGGUUUGGUACACAACGAUAUGGAUGAUGGAAUGGAUGAUUCGGAAUCUAUUUGGCCCGCAUUUAGUUCCACAAUGAAAAAGGACGAAGAAUCUAUGUUUGAGGACAUAAAUAAAUACGAACACGAUGACCUUGCCGGAAAUAUGAACAAAGCGUUUAAGGAAGAAGAGUCUUUGGAUGAUAAUAUGGAAGAUGAGAUGGACGAUAGUAUGGAAGAUGAUAAUGGCAAAGUUGGACUAUAUAAACAGGGUACACAGGUCCAUAGUAGUCAGCUUAAUCAUACCAGAGCAACUGGUCAAAAUCCACCUCUGAUGAUUAACCGAUUUAUUCAUCCAUGGGGCAACCAAUAUUCAAAACACCAUUACCGCAACCCAGAUAUCUUGGAAGAAUAUUUGUCAAAGAAUGGUAAAAGCGCUCAUGAGACUAAGUCGGAUGAAUAUCGUGUUGGAACAACUUCAGCGGGUUCGAGAAUGACUUCGUGGGAUGAUCAGGCUUUGGCGAAGGAUGGGACGUUGGACACGAGUAGUACAGAUGAGGAUCUCUAUGGGGAUAUGAUGCUUGAAUAUAAAGAUCCUUAUGGUAGCAUAACUAAGACGUCAUAUCAGGAUAACACGGGUAUGGAUAGUACAUUUAGAGGUCAAAACGAAGAGAUGAACAAGGGUAUUGAUAGUACUUUUUUGGAUACUAGUCCUACACAUGGGAAUACGAUGAGUAUGUACAAGGAUACCGAAAGCAAAACAUACUCUAAACAAUCUGAGGAUAACAUGGGAUAUCUUGAUUCAUCAUUACAAGGGAAGGAUUCAACAGGACUACAAGGGAUGAAUGGCCUAAGCUCUGAGGGUGGAGUGGGGUUGCCUGUACAUGAAUAUCCACAUGGACCCGAAGAACGAGGUUCUUCGUCGUAG
Messenger RNA from Dendronephthya gigantea, 3699 nucleotides. RefSeq lists its product as uncharacterized. Lineage: Eukaryota; Metazoa; Cnidaria; Anthozoa; Malacalcyonacea; Nephtheidae. The record is from RefSeq and is a predicted model, not a curated record.